UAAAAAAUUCUACAUUCAUUAUAAUAAAGUGAGCCAAUGAAUUAUCAUUUUUUAAUGCAAGCGUGAAUUCUUUUUUAUAUUAUUAGACAAAAACUCUAACCCGCUCAGAUUAUCACAUUUUAGGCUUCUCAAUUACAGUGGAACCUCCCUUAGAAUGAAGAGAUUAUCUGUCCAAUUGUAAGUAAGUACAUGUAUGUGCAUGUAAAGCUCAUCUUCAUUUCAGAAAAUGAUAUCGACAGUAUGGAAAUUUUGAAGACACUGGACGAGGGCGAUAUGAAGGAAUUGGGUAUUACAUCAUUUGGCAAAAGAAGGAAAUUAGCAAUUUUUAUAAAGACACAUCAGAAACCAGACAAUCCACCAACUGACAUGAGUGAGGGACCCGUAAAUGCUGAAGUGGAUGGUGCCACAGGAUUGAUCUAUUAUGCGGUAACUCCUGAUGAUAACACAAACAGUGGGACAUUUGACUCAUUGGCAACUACAUCUACGAGCGGGACGAAUACGACAUCAUUAAAACGCAAGUCAAAUCUCAAGCCAGAAUUUUCACUCAGAGAAGCAGUUCAGCGUACCCGGGGGAAAAAGGUCAUUGAAGACCUUGAGAAAGAUGUCGUAAAUAAUCAAACCCGGACCAUCUUAAUUCAAGUUGCAGUGCAAGAAUUAGUUGAUCAAAGAGGCCCAUACCCAACUGCUAAUGAAAAAACUGCACUGGCAGUAGCAAUUAUUGACCAGUUCCCAAAACUGAAGGCAAAUGUUGCAGGUUCUAAUGGAUACGAACACCUAUACAAUAAUGGUCAUGGCUUUAUAGAGUACCGUCUAAAAACCAUCCGCAAGUCCCUAAACUCCUCAGAAAAGAAAUAUAAAAUCAAAACUGAAACUGAAAGAGCACCAACAAAGAAACUGGCAGCCCCCAAAACAACAACCGAAACGACACCCGCACCAGAACCAGUACUGUCACUGGAUCAGAUGGAGAAGUUUGACUGGAUGAAAUACACUCCCCCCACCAGGGAAAAUGAGGAAAGUAUCAAGGAAGUGUUUAAAGAGACCUAUGAAGACAGAAGGAGAAUGGUCAGCAAUCUGACACCUGCUGCUGUGAUGGACCGGCUGCCAAGACUGCUUGAUAUGCCUGAGCUGAUCAAUAUGGAAUUUAACAUGAUGUUUCCCGCAAAACCGAAUGAUGCUUUCAUAAGAAAGAUGGGCACCAACUACACGCCGAAAAUAAUCUCUUAUGCUCAAGCAUUAGCAAAGAAGCCGAUGGCAGAUCUGCUUGCCACUUAUAAAGAUGGUGAUCAAAGCUUGUGUGCCUUGCUUUUACUGGUGCAAGUAUUUCCACCCAACAAUUCACAAAACAAGCGAAAGGCUAUGAAGGGCGAGGUGGUUUCGAAUGAAACAUGCAGCAGAGCAGAUGCGGAUAGCUAUCUCAUCCAGUUCUUCCCAGUUAGCAGCGACAUAGACGUAUUGGCCAAGCAGAUUGAUGCAACCAAGUACACACAGCCAAUCAUAAUUGGCAUUGGACCAAGAAUUAGACCGGUCCAGUACUUCAUAGUGGUUGACUUCCAGCCAAUUCAAGCGGGGUCAACCAUUAUUGAAGCAUUUGACAUGCUUUUUAAAGUGCAUUACGUCUUUGACGUUCAUUUCGCGCCCCAACUUGAUAACUUCUAUGGUCUUUUUCAGACAGUUACCUAUGCUGUGGUGGCAAAACCAAUGAAGCCACAGCUGCUUUCGGCAGUUAGUGCCAUUGGUCUCCAGUAGACCCAUAUCUAUUUACAGUUGUGCUCAUGAGUAUUCAUAUCCCUGUUUAUUUUACCUUAUUCCUAUGGUGAGCCGAUUUCGGCUUUCACUACAUGGCAUAUCAUCUAACAGUGUUUAUAUCUCGAAUUUACCAAAAGCUUUUCGAAGUAUUUCAAAUUAUCGUGAAAAUAUCAAAAUAUCAAAUAUCAUGAAAAUCCUACUUUUUAAAAAUUCAAUGAUAUUUGUGAAAAAUUGCUGGGCACUGAAAGUAUGUGUCUCCUUAGAUGGAUAUUGAAGGAUGUUUUUAUAAAUCUUGCCUCAUCUUGCCUCAUGAUAUUUGACCCUCAGUGAGCAUAUCGACCCUUAAUAAAACACGAAUAAAGCUCUUAUUUGUGGAUUUUUUUGGGUGAAAAUGACAUGAUCUGCUUUUGAAAUUGAAAUCAGUCCAAAAUGGAUUGGACUGAUUUCAAUCUUCUUCCUGACUGUAUUAUACAAUGUGCAUUAUCAGGAUUAUACAGGAUAUAAUCUAAUGAAAUUAAGAAUAAUCCGAAGAUCUAGUAUUGUCAAAUCGUAUUUUUUGUAAAUUGAAUACCAGAGGAUGAUCAUAGGCCGCAUUGUUAUACAACGGAUUGCAUUGAAAAUUGAUAUUUAUUGUUCAGCAAUUUCAAGCGCCUGGGGAAUCUGAUGACGGUUUACGAUUUGGUCUUAGUCUCGGACAAUACAUGUAUAUAUAAAUGAUGUUAGGCAAAUUUCUGUAGUACAUUGCAGGUUUUGUGUUAUGAAUUCUGGUGUUGUUCAAUUUGAUAAAAUAAGUACUUCUAUACGGUGUGUAAGGAACACAAUGGAUUAUAAAUCUUAUAUAUUAUAUAUCUUUAUAAUACCUCCAUGGGAACACUAAGGUGUUACUUAAAUGAUGGUGUUGUCUGAAUGUUAACUGAAUUAUGGCGCCAGCUAUUUCGGGGCUGAGUUGAUGUUAUUAAGUAUACUAAUACUAGUAUUCAGUGACGAGGAACAUUUCGACCUAAUGCUAAAAUGAAAAAAAUGAAAACUAUGAGGUUUCAUGGCAUCAGGAUCAGCUCCAUGUUGAAUUUUCAGAAUGUCCAUUUUCUCGUCUUUCCUAGCAUGUACGAUAAAUGAAUCGAUCAUGUAUAUCUCUCUCGUUGCACACCACGGUUUUCUAAAACUUCAAUAAAAAAGUCAUAACGUU
This is a messenger RNA of Lineus longissimus, 2932 nucleotides long. RefSeq lists its product as uncharacterized. Lineage: Eukaryota; Metazoa; Nemertea; Pilidiophora; Heteronemertea; Lineidae. The transcript has 9 exons. The coding region runs from base 190 to 1746 and encodes 518 amino acids. Gene Ontology annotation, molecular function: protein binding. The record is from RefSeq and is a predicted model, not a curated record.